This is a messenger RNA of Aspergillus campestris IBT 28561, 798 nucleotides long. RefSeq names its product histone deacetylase complex subunit SAP30 Sin3-binding domain-containing protein. Gene Ontology annotation, biological process: regulation of DNA-templated transcription. Lineage: Eukaryota; Fungi; Ascomycota; Eurotiomycetes; Eurotiales; Aspergillaceae. The coding region runs from base 133 to 798 and encodes 221 amino acids. Gene Ontology annotation, molecular function: transcription coregulator activity; protein binding. The record is from RefSeq and is a predicted model, not a curated record. The transcript has 2 exons. Gene Ontology annotation, cellular component: histone deacetylase complex.
AUCGCUCGUUCCUCCCGCGUAUAUCUAGUCUCGAGAAGUCCAGCUUCAUAGGUUACAGCCUGUCGCGGCCAUUGACCGGCCUGCCCCACUUCCCUCCUCUCCCCUUUCGCAUUCCCCCUCUCAACUCGCAUCAUGGCGCCCCCGCGGCAGCGCACGACCGCCGUCCACGAUGACUCUCGCUCGGAAGCUUCCAGCACCGCGCGUGAACACAAGACAGCCUCCAAGGGUCGCAAGACGGCCAAUGCCCCUGCCGCCGGUGUCUCGCGAGCUGAAGCCAAAGCCGCUGCUAAUGUGACCAGCGCCCCCGCUGUCGAAGACAACCUGCCCAAGAUCGACUGGAACGAAAUGCCCCUCAGCAUGCUCCACUCCUACCGCCACUCCUACAAACUCUCCUGCCCCAGCGCCUACCCCAGCGAAUACUCCCAGCUUCUCCUAUCCAAGGGAAUCGGCCUCCGAUCACCAACCGCCAUCGCCGCCCAACGCGCCCACCAAGCGAAACAAGACCCGCAAACCAACGGCGUGAACGGAGCCGACAAUGCCGGCGUAGCGCCGAAGAACGCCCCCAAUGGCAUCGCCAGCAGCAGAGAUCCCACCCACGGACAGAGAACAGUAGAUGGGAAGAGCGCCCUGCACCGCAUCAUCGCGCAGGACCGCGUCAGCAAGAAGCAGCUUGCGACGGCGGCGCGGAAACACUUCAAUAAUGCCGCGUUGGCGGAGCAGGAGGCUAUCGCGCGGUUUCUGUAUAAGGUGCGCGAGGAAGGGAGGGGGAGGCAGUUUCGGUUGAGGUUUCAGCCUUAA